This is a messenger RNA of Nerophis lumbriciformis (worm pipefish), 984 nucleotides long. The record is from RefSeq and is a predicted model, not a curated record. Lineage: Eukaryota; Metazoa; Chordata; Actinopteri; Syngnathiformes; Syngnathidae.
AUGGUUUCAUCUGUGAAACACCUCCCAUACUGCAUCCCCCUCUGGCACUCUGGAGCCAAUGAGAACAGGGAGCAGUCUAAGCAAAGUGUGGUUCUCAUGCCCAUUCCCACCAACUGUUCCUCGACUGGCAAAAUUCUGUGCAACUGGGUGAGGGCGGUCAACCUUAUCAGAAUGCUGGACGUCAGAGCGUUUGGCUGCAGCGUGUGCGGGAAAGUGUUCAAGCGCUCAUCUACAUUGUCCACUCACCUGCUCAUCCAUUCUGACACUCGACCAUACGCCUGCCAGUACUGCAGCAAACGGUUCCACCAGAAGUCGGACAUGAAGAAGCACACUUUUAUACACACGGGUGAGAAGCCCCACGUGUGUCACAUAUGCGGCAAAGGCUUCAGCCAAAGCUCCAAUCUGAUCACGCACACCCGCAAGCACCAGGGUUGCGGGAACAUAAUGAAAGUCGACACAACCGGAAUACAUAAGGAAACAGCUGACCAGGAAGAGAUGCUGCCGUACGAUGGUGUGCCAGCGUCCAACAAACCGGCAGAAACAGACCAGGACCGUAUGAAUAAUUACAAAAGUCUAAUCCAGAAGGUGGGAGGACAAAAGGGAAUUGAUCCUGCCAUCAUCGCUGCCAUCAUUUCCAGAGAGUCCAGGGCUGGAAAGGCAUUGAAGGAUGGCUGGGGAUACUACAAACAAGCCUGGGGACUCAUGCAGGUUGAUAAGAGGUAUCAUACAUUACGAGGUGGAUGGGAUAGCGAGGAACACAUCACCCAAGGCACAGACAUCUUGACCGAUUUCCUCAGACAGAUCAAGAACAAAUUCCCGAGCUGGACUCCAGAGCAGCACCUCAAAGGCGGGAUCGCGGCCUACAACGCUGGUCCGCGCCGUGUGGAAACAUAUGAAGAGAUGGACAAGCAUACUAUCGGACAUGACUACUCCAAUGACGUCGUUGCCAAGGCUCAGUGGUACAAAAACAAUGGAGGGUUUUAA